AUGAUUCUUUUCUUAAAAAAUCAAAUAGAACUCCAACAAUUGAUCAGAAGAACUUUUACAACAAAUACAAUGUAUCCAUUCAAACUCUUUUUAUUUCCUCUACUACUCAUGUUUUUCCUAUCUACCACCCCCCCUUCUAUCUCCUCAACCAAUGUAGCAAACAUCAACAAUCUCACACAACCAAACAUGAAUCCUCAUGAACUAGAAACUCUUUACAAGAUCAUGGAAUCAAUUUCCAGUGACCAAAGUUGGAGAAAAUCAUAUCCAAAUCCAUGCCAACAAAGUUCAUCUUGGCUUGGAAUUGAGUGCAAAAAAAACACCAACAACAUUUACCAUGUCACUAGGCUUGAUUUUGGGACAUAUCCGAACCCCAUUUGCAAGAAAACAGCAACAUUCCCUUCACUCAUUUUCCAACUUCCAAAUCUUGAAUCUCUCUUCUUUAUCCAAUGCUUCACACACACAAAAACAACAAUCUCUAUUCAAGAAAACAGAAUUCUCCAACAACUUAGUAUAAGAUCAAAUCCAUCAUUAAUUGGCACAAUCCCACCUCAAAUUUCAUCACUUAAAUCACUUCAAAUCCUCACAUUGUCACAAAACAAUCUUCUUGGACAAAUCCCACAACAAAUCUUCACACUCAACUCACUUAUUCAUCUUGAUUUAAGCUACAACAACCUCACAGGACAAAUCCCAUACCAAAUUGGCAAUCUCAUCAAUCUUAUAGGCUUAGACUUAAGCUACAAUUCAUUAACAAAUCCAAUCCCAUCCACAAUUGGCCUUCUCAAAUCUCUUCAAAAACUUGACUUGAGCUCAAAUUCAUUAACAGGCAAAAUCCCUCAAACAAUAGAAAAGUUACAAUCUUUAAACUUCUUAGCACUUAGUAACAACAAGUUAAGUGGCAAUUUCCCAAAUGGGAUGCAUAAACUUCAAGCACUUCAAUAUUUUCUCAUGGAUGACAAUCCAAUGAUGUUCAUAACAUUGCCUGAUGAAUUGAGUCAAUUACAUAAACUUCAAGAAUUGAGCCUUUCAAGUUCAGGUUACUCAGGGGAAAUACCAUCAAGUUACUCACAACUCGUGAACUUAACUACGUUGUCUUUACAAAACAAUCGAUUAACAGGCGAGAUACCGGUGGAGUUUUCAAGAUUAUCACAUAUGUAUCACUUGAAUUUGAGUAGAAAUUUGUUAGAUGGUGUUGUGCCAUUCAAUUCAAGUUUUUUGAAAAGACUUGGAAGGAAUUUGGACUUAAGUGGAAAUCCAGGGCUAUGUUUGAUGAAUCAACAUGAAGGAGUUUAUGUUGGAGUUAAUGUGUGUGGGAGUAGUAGUAAUACUAUAACUAUGCCAUUGAAGAAGAAUAGAUCAUGUGAAGCUUCAUGUGGAGUUGUUAGAUCAUUAUUGUUUCUUGUUUGUGUUUUGUGUGUUUUAGAAUUGUUGUUUUAG
This is a messenger RNA of Solanum verrucosum, 1434 nucleotides long. RefSeq names its product receptor like protein 29-like. Gene Ontology annotation, cellular component: plasma membrane. Gene Ontology annotation, molecular function: protein binding. Lineage: Eukaryota; Viridiplantae; Streptophyta; Magnoliopsida; Solanales; Solanaceae. The record is from RefSeq and is a predicted model, not a curated record.